AUGCCUAUACAGCACGAUGGAAGGAAAGACAGGUUGUCCAUCUUGUGGAACUCGGUUCAACCACCUUGCUCACGAUGCUAUAUGCGCGGCAUUACCUGCCAGUAUACUAGUAGUCGUGGUGCUGAAGAGCCCGACGCUCCUGCGAACGAGAGCAGUGACUUUGGAAGCAUUCCGUCUCUAAAUGCCCCAAAUGCCUUCCAACCACAGUUGAUACAGUCCACAUUUGACCCUGAUCUGUUUGAUUCCUUUUUCUCAGAUUUAGGAUCUUGGUCCUCGGUGCAGCCAUUGGACUUGAGUUUACGGUCUCCGCAACUUCUGGACAGCGAAGGACUGGCAUCCUUUGAUCAUCGCUACGGACACAUAUCUGACUUAGCCCCACCCUCUCAGUCUCAACCUUCAUCGGACCCAAGUUCAGUUGCUUUAGCAAACCACAGCAUGGAGCUCAUAUUCCGAGUUCUUCGCACCUGGCCGCGGAUGCUGGCUGAAGACUUCCAGCUUCCUCCGAUAUUUCAUUCCACACAUUUUGCGCUGCACAAGACUCUGCCACGGCCAUUAGCGACUUGCAUUACUUUGGCUAAGAUGUGGCACGGCCAGUGUGUAGGGGCUGAGGAGAUUGUCAGGGACACAAUUCUUAGGGAGCUGGAUCUCAUUGUUGAUCAGGAGGCCAAGACCAAGUCCGAAGAACUUAGCGAAACGAUGCUGCUGACAGUUAUACAAGCGGUAGUAAUUUAUACUAUAAUCCUUCUUUCCCCAUCGGAAAGCUCACAGAGCCCCGCCACCAAUGACGAUCUUGUCUUUCGAAAAGUCGAACAUCUUGUCUGCCAUGUAGUGCGUGGUGGACUUUUCCUCAAAGAGGAGAGAGCACAGACACGGCCAUGCUGGGAGGCUUGGAUACAUGUCACAUCCAAACGGCGAGCAGUACUCUCGUUAUAUCUCCUCCAUUGGGCUUACUCAGUGUUUCACAAGGUUCCAUGCUUUGACUGCAGAGACCUUGGAUUCAUGCCUGCACCAGCUCCAAAAAUGCUCUGGCAAGCGCAUACUGAACAGGAGUGGAAUACAAAAUAUAUUCAUUGGCUGUCGAGAUGGAGCGGGCAGAUUUAUCUUCAGGCUGAGUUUGGGGAUAUCCCACCCGGGGCUGCCUUGAAUCCUAGAGCAGAGAAGUGGUUAGGAGAAGCAGAUGAGUUUGGAUUCGUUAUGCUCUCAAUCGUCAAUGCUACAGACUUUGACCCGCCGUCGCUCAAGGCAUUGCCUCAGUGA
Molecule: messenger RNA, 1257 nt
Organism: Talaromyces atroroseus
Lineage: Eukaryota; Fungi; Ascomycota; Eurotiomycetes; Eurotiales; Trichocomaceae
Exons: 4
Coding region: 1-1257 (418 amino acids)
Source: RefSeq, a predicted model, not a curated record